Molecule: messenger RNA, 2102 nt
Organism: Annulohypoxylon maeteangense
Lineage: Eukaryota; Fungi; Ascomycota; Sordariomycetes; Xylariales; Hypoxylaceae
Product: cora-domain-containing protein
Exons: 3
Coding region: 209-1831 (540 amino acids)
Biological process (GO): mitochondrial magnesium ion transmembrane transport
Cellular component (GO): mitochondrial inner membrane
Molecular function (GO): magnesium ion transmembrane transporter activity
Source: RefSeq, a predicted model, not a curated record
GUCCGAAGUUUGAAGCUUUUACAAACUAAUUUUCCGUACUAAUUUCUAUCUCAAAUAUAUUUCAAUUAUGAGAUAUUGCGCCUAUCACUAUUGUAUCGAACAUGGCGCAUCUCGUGUAUAAUUCCUAAGCAAAUAAUGGCAUCUUACUCAGUUGAGAUUUGCUAACAGAAACGAAUAUUAUCCCCCCACUGUCAAAAGACUUUUCAGGAUGGCCUCGCUACACCCACUAGUGCCGUCUCCCAGACUCCUCAGAUUCCUUCGCAUACAAUCAGAAAGCCUUAGCUUCUUCAGCUGGAGCCAUGAUAGCACAACGAGCCUUGGCCAAGCUGCGCGUAGAGUCCUAUGCGCAGCUAGAAGAAACCAGAAGAGUUCUGCGCGAGUAGAUUGUGCAAUGGACUUUUCGCAAAAUGCGACAUUACAGGCCGGCAUGUUAGAUCUAGAUUCGCUCAUACAAACACGCGGGAACCGAGCUUCAAGAAAUGUUCGCCAGACAAACCCUCCAUACUUUUUGCCAAGUAUAGGCGUGCGAUAUAACUCCUCCACGAAUCGGCCUCCGACAAAAUGCCAGACAACUUGGCGAGAUAAACUCUGGGGCUUUGGGACAAGGAAGAAGGCCAAACCUCUAGAACCAGACGAUCUCCCCAAUGAUGCAGACAGGGGCCCUGAUAAUAAUUCAAUGUUUAAUACUCGACGGCAGCUCAGUCAGAAAGCUGCCUUGGAGCCGAGACUACGAUGUACCGAAGUUGACGAGAAUGGAAAUGUCAUAUUAGUAGACGGCGAGUUCAAGAAGAGCGAGCUCAUCGCAAGGUUCGGCUUGCUACCUCGCGAUCUACGCAAGAUCGAUUCCUCCAACUUACCACACAUCCUCGUCCGACCAACUGCCAUUCUGAUCAACUUACUACAUUUAAAAGUGCUAAUCAAGUACAACCGUGUCUUACUAUUCGAUGUAUAUGGCUCCAAAGCAUCAUAUCCCCAGUCGGCGUUCAUGUACGAUCUACAAGGAAAGCUUCAGCAGAAGACGGUUCCGGGAAAUGGCGGUCUGCCGUACGAGUUCCGUGCUCUGGAAGCGGUCCUCCAAUCCGCCACCCAAGAGCUUGAAGCAGAUUUCGAGGCGGUUCGCGAUCCGGUGAUCCGUAUUUUAAGUGAGCUUGAGGACGACAUAGAUCGUCACAAGUUGCGAAUUCUGCUCGUCUUAUCCAAGCGAGUAAGCACGUUCGAACAGAAGGCAAAGCUCGUACGAGACGCUAUCGAGGAACUGCUUGAAGCUGAUGACGAUUUGGCGGAUAUGUAUUUGACCGAGAAAACACGCGAUGUUCACCGUGAGCUCGACGACCAUACCGAAGUCGAGAUGCUGCUAGAGUCAUAUCAUAAACUUUGCGACGAAAUCGUCCAAGAAGCGCAGAAUCUGGUGUCAAGUAUUCGGAACACCGAAGAAAUUAUCCGGGCAAUCCUAGACGCGAACCGUAACUCUCUUAUGCUCCUAGACCUAAAAUUCAGUGUCGGGACGCUCGGUCUAGCUAUGGGUACGUUCAUCGCCGGUCUCUAUGGCAUGAACCUCGAGAACUUUAUCGAAGAGACACAUUGGGGCUUUGCAGCUGUCACUGGCGUCUCUAUCGUAUUCUCUCUCUGGGUGUGCAAGUACGGCUUGGCCAAACUUAGAAAGGUCCAGCGCGUCAAAAUGCAAGGCAGCGACGCAAAAGGCAGCGAGAACGAAUAUCAUUGGUUCCACGACGAAGGAAACGUGGGGCUCCUAGACCCCCGCAACCGGGAAAUGUUGAGACGACUCAACAUGAAGAAGGCAGAGGCCGAGAAGAAGAAAAUAUGGUGGUGAGACACUUGAUAAUGAGCUAUAUGGGGAAUGUUCUAUUAGACAUGGGUCGAACUUGUGUACGAGGGCUUGUUUAUGGCGUUAUGGCGGAGUCAGCAUUUCUGGGACACAGUAGGCCGGUUCGGGAGUCUGUAAUCUGUCUGAUAGACUCUAGGACUAAAAAGGUAUUCUCAUCUCCAUAGAAUCAAAGGGCAUCCUAGACUCAUCGUAGACCAAUCAGGUGGUCCUAGAUAUAGUAUCUUAGAAAUGUUCUCAGGGACGUCACAUCUUCCCA